Molecule: messenger RNA, 1671 nt
Organism: Colletotrichum gloeosporioides
Lineage: Eukaryota; Fungi; Ascomycota; Sordariomycetes; Glomerellales; Glomerellaceae
Exons: 4
Coding region: 1-1671 (556 amino acids)
Source: RefSeq, a predicted model, not a curated record
AUGGCAGAGAUCGCUGGUCUGGUUCUCGGGGCCGUGCCUCUCGUCAUAUCUGCCCUUGAACACUACCAGGAAUUCGUUGACCCCGCCGUGGCCUUCUUCAAAUGGCGCGGAGAAUUAUCAAAAGUAAUUUUGCGCUUGGUCACCGAGAGGGCCACAUAUGAUCAAAACCUUCGUUUGAUGCUUGCGCGAAUUGUGAGCCACGAUGAACUGGACCGGAUGGUCGAAGACCCCCAAGAUCACCUCUGGACGUCCAGAGAGCUUCUUCUGGACUUGAAAAGCGAGUUAAGCAGAGCUUACGGGCCAUGCAUGGCAUUAGUGAAGGAAAUGGAGGCCGUCAUGGUGACCAUCGCGGCUGGUCUAGACAUUGACGGCUCGGAUCAGACUGUUAUAUCAGCCAACCCACCAGUCUCGAAGACGCCUGAUCCUCGUCAGCGCUUUCAGUUCCGGAAGCGCGUCAAUUUCACCAUGAAGCGGCGGACCAUCGACAAGAAGCUCACCGAACUAGAAAGCUGCAACAGGAAACUUCGAGACUUGCUAACGGGCGCCGAUGCGAUUAAUGCAAUUCAGCAGGACGAAGGGCCUACCCGAAGACCGCGCAUCCGCUUCGUGGCACCCCUUCAGAGCAUCCGCGCAAACGCCUCGAGAGUCCACGGAGGGCUCUGCGGGCGGUGGUGUUCGGAUCACGACUCUCAUCAUGCGGGGCUGCUUCUAGAACAACGCAUUGCUCGACGCGUAAAGAAGAGCCGGAAGGGAAACGUGAUGGAGGCGGGUAAAAUGGAUCGCUUCGGAGUAUCGCUAUGGCGGGCUGCGGUCAUGACAUGGCUCGAUACAGAAUUCAGGAUUGACGACUCACUAAUAACGGCCAGAAGCCAAAAUGCACCAAAGGUGACAUUCUCAAUGGCAGAACUGAAAGAAAGCCUAGAUGAGCCCGGAAGCAUAACAGUCCUAGAGGUGAAGGACAUAUGCACGACCAUCGAGGAAGCCAUGCACCCUCACAUCGGCUUCGCCAUCGACUCAUCGGAUAUACUGAGGGGACUAUACCAGGUAGAAACCCAAAAAUGCACUCUCGCCCAGAGCCAUAUGACGCUGGACGGGUUCCUGCCAUCUAUCAAGCGCCAUGACUACGUGCUGGCAGAUUACUACUGCCUCGCCGUCACCCUCGCGUCUUCGGUUCUGCAGCUUAGCGAGACCCCCUGGCUACAUCAGCCUUGGAGUAGGAGGAGCAUCGCCUUCCUACGUUUGAAGGGCGGGAAUGCUUCAUCGGUGGACAUCAGACAUCCCUACCUUACAUGUCAAUACUGUGCCGAUGAGCCAUCGCCCCAGUCCAGGUCUGACGUCCCACCUGCCGGGCGAAUAAACAUGCUCGCCCUCGCCAUAAUGCUAGUGGAACUGAAAUGCGGCAGCCCAAUAGAAAGCUUGCGGCAAGUCCAAGAUCUACCCCCGAACGGACAGCCGAAUAUGUGGACCGACCUUUCGACGGUGACGAGGUGGCUCGAUGUCCAGGUGAACGAGGGGAAUCUCAGCUUUGGGUUCACGAGCGCCAUCACAUAUUGUCUUCAAUGCUGCGUCAAUCCGUUCGCAUCGCUGGAUGAUACGGACUUUGUCCAGUCGAUCGAGGAAAACGUCUUGGAACCUCUGGAGAGAGAAAUGCAACAGCUGCUGUAUGGGUAG